AUGAAGCUGACCGUGCGCGUCACUCAAGCCCCUGCGGCGGCGGCGAUUGGCGGGGCCGCGCCCCGCCCGCGGCACGUGACGGAUCCCGGUUGGCGGUUCCCUUGGUUACGCGGAAUGAAGGGGCGGGGCCUCGCCUCAGCCGCCGCCGCCGCCUCAGUCGCGGCCCGUGGAGGCGGCGCCGGCGACCGGCAGCUCCGCCCCGCGGCGCCGCCCCAUCCCUGCCUCUCUCCUCGCUGCCGGAGCCAUGGCGGCGGAGGCGGCUUCUGCGGCGGCGCCAGGGGGGUGACCGCCCGCCCGCCCGAGGCGGAGGAGGCGGCGGCGGCGGCCGUGGGGCGCGUCCGGCGGCCGGGGAGGAUGCGCGAGUACAAGGUGGUGGUGCUGGGCUCGGGCGGGGUGGGCAAGUCCGCGCUCACCGUCCAGUUCGUCACCGGCACCUUCAUCGAGAAGUACGACCCCACCAUCGAGGACUUCUACCGCAAGGAGAUCGAGGUGGACGCCUCCCCCUCCGUCCUGGAGAUCCUCGACACGGCCGGCACCGAGCAGUUCGCCUCCAUGCGGGACCUCUACAUCAAGAACGGGCAGGGCUUCAUCCUCGUCUACAGCCUCGUCAACCAGCAGAGCUUCCAGGACAUCCGGCCCAUGCGCGACCAGAUCAUCCGCGUCAAGAGGUACGAGAAGGUCCCUGUGAUCUUGGUUGGGAAUAAAGUGGACCUGGAGAGUGAGAGAGAAGUAUCAUCCAGUGAAGGCAGAGCUCUGGCCGAAGAAUGGGGUUGUCCGUUUAUGGAGACUUCUGCAAAAAGUAAAACAAUGGUGGAUGAGCUGUUUGCAGAAAUCGUCAGACAGAUGAACUAUGCUUCCCAGCCAGAUAAAGAUGACCCUUGUUGUUCUGCAUGUAAUAUACAAUAGCAUUAUGAAUGAUGGAACUGGACCUUAAUUUUGCUGUAUUUUUGGUAAGGUAACCUAACUGACUGCUUCACUUUGUGAUUUAAGUUGGGUCCCUCGGAUAAAUCCAAAGCGAAGUAGCAGCAGUAACUCCAAGCAGAACGUUGAUGUUGAUGGGCGUGAGCUUCUAUGAGUCACUUACCUGGAGCACAUCUUCUACGCCUGCAACUCUGUAGCGUAGCCAACAGAUUUACAGGGUGAGCACAAACGAUGUUCGUUGGCCUAGUCAUGCGGCAGCAGUUACCCCUUUCAGUUGAGAGUCCUUGAUGGUGGUGAAAAAGGAGAGCACCAGCAAAGACCCUUUGCACUCUGCAUAUUCUCUGCUGAUAAAUAAAAUUUAACCAACUUUUAAGUGUCUGCAUAUUGAAUUUCAGGACUUGUUCACUUGCGGCCAAGUUUACUCAGUCAAAUAUGCUAAGUUCAUCUUUACUUUUGACACAAGUGUUACUAGGAUUAUUGGCAAAUAGAUGUGGUUCUGUUCCCCCCUUCCCCCUUAAUUUGAUUCUUUUCCAUUAUCCCAUCACGCGAAGAGGAAAAUAUCCCACCAGUACUUGAAAGUAAA
Euleptes europaea (tarantolino) is the source of this 1504-nucleotide messenger RNA. RefSeq names its product RAP2A, member of RAS oncogene family (gene RAP2A). The record is from RefSeq and is a predicted model, not a curated record. Gene Ontology annotation, molecular function: GDP binding; GTPase activity; GTP binding. Gene Ontology annotation, cellular component: plasma membrane. Gene Ontology annotation, biological process: negative regulation of cell migration; Rap protein signal transduction. NCBI's taxonomy places the organism in Eukaryota, Metazoa, Chordata, Lepidosauria, Squamata, Sphaerodactylidae.